AUGCCAGUUCAACCUUCUGAACAACAAGUGAAGGACCUCAAGAAAACCCAAGCUGACCUUUGGGAAAAAGCUACUAUGCAGGAGUCUAUUGUGAGGCAGAAAUCAAGAUGUAGACGGAUCAAAGAGGGGGACAGCAACACAUCCUAUUUUCAUAGAGUUAUUAAUUUGAGGAGGAAGAGAAAUGCUUUGAGGGGGUUGCAGAUUGGUGACACCUGGGUGGAAAAUCCUAACAUUAUAAAGGCUGAAACCUUUCAUCAUUUUCAGAACAGGUUCAAUGAGCCUCACUUGACCAGACCUAACUUGGAUGGGGUUUCAUUUAAAAGUCUGACUUCUACUCAGAGAGAAAUUAUGAUUGAACCUUUUAAAGAGGAAGAGAUAAGACCCAUCUCCCUCAUUGGAUGUGUUUACAAAAUUAUUGCUAAACUACUGGCUAACAAGCUCAGCAAGGUCAUGAACCACCUCAUUGAUGAAAGGCAAACAGCCUUUGUGAAGGGUAGACAGUUGCUCCAUGGUGUUUUAAUUGCAAUUGAGGUGGUUGAGGAGGCUAGGAGGUCUAAGAGGCCUUGCAGGUUUUUUUCUGUUUGUGGAUUCAAUCCAAAAGAAAACUUAGGAGAAUAA
Messenger RNA from Glycine soja, 618 nucleotides. RefSeq lists its product as uncharacterized. Lineage: Eukaryota; Viridiplantae; Streptophyta; Magnoliopsida; Fabales; Fabaceae. The transcript has 2 exons. The coding region runs from base 1 to 618 and encodes 205 amino acids. The record is from RefSeq and is a predicted model, not a curated record.